Prorocentrum cordatum is the source of this 1014-nucleotide messenger RNA. The record is from the annotation of a GenBank genome assembly. Lineage: Eukaryota; Dinophyceae; Prorocentrales; Prorocentraceae.
AUGGUCCGCGGCGUCGCGGGCGCGGGGCAGAUGACACCGCGGCACAUCCAUGGCAAAAAGAGGCCGUUCGAAGGGUUUGCCGAAUACCAGUCACUCCCCGAGGUGCUCAACGAAACGAUCCAGAACCCCCCAACAACAAAAAAGGUCUUCACAAACGGGGGCGACAGGGGCGAUAUCGCUACCCACCGAUAUCGCUACGCGCUUUUUGCCGUCAUUGGCGACGCAAAUGUGCUGGAAAUUCCGAGCAUGGGAUUGGGCGGCCCUGAAGCAGCGGACAUUAUGAAGCACCACAUUCGUUUGGGUUUGGGUGAUGACAAGCAGCUGGCCGGUUGCAUCCAGACCGUGAGGACCCUCGUUGACUCGACCGAACUGCGCCUCGCAUUCACCAAAGUCGGAGGCGAUACUAUGCCUGCGCAGGCCCUCGUAGACUUGACCACGCUGCGGCUUGUGAAUGCCCAAAACACCAAGCUCACGGGCCACAUCCAGGCCUUUUGGAACUUGGUGAGCCUGACCAGUCUGAACCUCAGCGGCACCCACGUAUCGGUCGACGUCCAGGCUGUGCGGAAACUCGUGGACCUAACCAAGCUGGACUUCAGCUACACCCAGGUUUUGGGCGACAUCCAGGACGUGGGGGGCCCCGUCAACUUGACCGUCCUGCGGGUUUCCGGCGACAUCCAGACCGUGGAGGCCCUCGCCAGCUUGACUGGCCUGCGGCUGUGGAGCACACAGGUCACGGGAGACAUCCGAGCAGUGCGGAACUUCGUGAACCUGACUCCUCGGGACCUUCAUUGUGGCACCCAGGUUUCCGGCAACGUCCAGCUCCGCUUCUUCGCCGGCGGCCACUCGGAGCGCGACGCCGCGGCGAGGGAGGCCUCACAGAUGGAGACAGCCACGAGCGAGGUGUCGAGGUUGCGCGAGUGCAUCCUCAGGCAGCGCUCGUUGCUAUUCGUUGAGGUGCGGCCCCGUCGCGAUUGUGCCCCGCCGUGCCCUCUUCCCACGGAGCUCCAUACAUAA